CGCCGCCCUCGGGCGGCGGCGGCGCUUCCCGUCUCCAUGGCAACGCGCAAACAAAUGGCGGCGGCCAGGCCUGAGCGGGGACGGCGCCGAUAGCGGAGUCUCCUCCGUCUCCUCCCUCCUUAUUGCAGCUCAUGGCGGGCGGCGAGGAGAACGGGACAGGAGACAGCCUCGGGGAGCCGCUUCCCCCUCCUGACGAGCCGCCGCAGCCCGUCGCUGAGGGGUUCCCCGAGGAGCAGCCGCGGCCCGGCCCGCCUCACCGCCAGGAUGAGCAGGAGGAGGACGGCGAGGAGGAAGAGUCGGAGCGCUCAGAGGGCCACUUGGAGGGGGUGUUGGAUGAAGACACUGCUGCUGAGGGACUCCACACCUUCGGCCGCUCAGCCCUUGGGACUGAAUAUGUUUAUCUUCAUCUGUCACUUCCAGGUCGUGAGUUGCGUGACAUCAGCAUUCUCUCUGGAUACAUUCACCUGCAGAAAAUGGAGCUUUCCUCCAAUAAAAUUAAUGAUCUUUCCUGCAUCAGUCACAUGCCUUAUUUAGUAGAGCUGAAUGCUUCCAAAAAUGAACUGACCACAUAUUUCAAUUUUAAGGCACCUAAAAACCUCAAGGAAGUAGAUUUUUCACACAAUCAAAUCCCAAAAAUGAAAGAUUUGUCAGCAUACCACUCACUUACCAAACUCCUGCUGGAUUUUAAUGAGAUUGAGGAGAUCAGAGGGCUGGAGGAGUGUCACAGCCUGACCCAGCUGGGUUUGUCACACAACAGGCUCGCUGCCGUCAGGGGCCUGCAGAAUCUGCCCAUCAGAAUCCUCAAUCUGAGCUUUAACCAGAUUGAGAAGGUGGAUGGGCUGAAGAGCUUGAAAACUCUGCAGAGGGUGGAUCUGUCCAACAAUAAAAUCAACAGUCUGCAAGGCUUGGAGGAACAUGACCUACUGGAGGUGAUCAACCUGGAGGACAACCAGGUGGCUGAGCUCAGUGAGCUUAAAUGGAUUGAAGAUCUGCCUCUCCUCAGGGUUUUAAAUCUACUAAAAAACCCUCUACAGGAAAAAGGUGAUUAUCGGCUCUUGGCGAUUUUCAUGUUGCUCCAAGUCACAGAACUGGAUCUCAAAAAGGUUUCAGUGGAAGAAAAGGUGGCUGCUGUGAAUGAAGAGGACCCUCCUCCAGAAGUUGUGGCUGCUGAAGAUCACAGGAUUCAGACUUUGAACAACGUUCGGCAGCCCCAGCGAGUCCUGGCCAGCACUUUGCCUGGUUUUGAUGAACCCUACCCCAUGUUGGUGUUACUGGGCCCUGUGGCCGGUGGGAGGAGGCAACUUUCUCUCAAAAUUUGCAGACAAUUCAAGAAUUUCUUCAGAUUUGGGCCCUGCCACACCACCAGGACAGCUUAUUUUGGGGAAGAAAACAGAUUUGAUUAUUAUUUCAUUUCUCAAGAAGAAUUUGACAAAAUGGUGAACACAGGGAAAUUUCUGGUAACCUACAAAUACAGUGGCCACAGCUAUGGACUGGGAAGAGACACGGUGGAGUCCAUAGCCAGGGAGGGGCUGGCUACCUGUGUCCACCUGGAAAUUGAGGGCGUCCGUAGCUUGAAAAAGACCCACUUUAAACCCAGGUACGUCCUGUUGGUACCAAAGGACAAAUGGAAAUAUGGGGAACACCUGAGGAGGACAGGAUUGUUCAGCAGGCCAGAGAUUGAAGAGGCAGUGUCCAGAGUGGAUAUGUACCUCCAAAUAAACCAGGACUGCCCUGGGUACUUCAGUGCAGUCAUCUACACGGAUGAGCUGGAUGAGGCAUUCACAGAGCUGACUCGCCUUGUCAAGGUCUACCUGGGCUUGGAGCCACCUGACUCUGUGGACAACGUUCAAGGAACCAGGAGCAGGGCAGGUUCCAGAAAUCAGCUCUUCCCAGAGGAAAAGUUGUCCCCGGGCAAGGGAACUCCUGCGCGCUCUCGGACUCCGUCCUUCGGUGGCCUCUUGGACCCUUCUGCCAAAAACUGUCCCAGAGACCUCCAGGAUUUGCUGACUGCACCUCCAGGCUCUGUGGAAGAAGCCUCUCUCCAAAGACGUUUCUCUGCAGCACAUCAGCUGCUUCUUUUCCACAGGGAUUUGGAUCCUGAAUCCGGGCGCUCCCAUCAGCAGCUCCCCAAACCAGUCCCACCUCUGUCCUCAGGGGCCAGCAGUGGCCUCCAGGAGCAGAACUUGCCCCGGGCUACCCCAGAGAGCAGGAAUAAACUAAAAAAAGCCAUCAAGGGCUCCAGGGGAUUUGGGCGUGUCAGGGCACACGUUUCUGUCCCACCUGAUGCAGCUCCUGCCGGAGUGGACCAAGUUCUGUGGACCAAGCUUCCCGUCCCUCAGAGGCACCUCCCUGGAGAAGCCAGAGGAGCUGGAAAAGGAGUGGGCACCUCAAAAGAGGCUGAAGGGCGUGGUGAGAACCUCCUGAGGAAACGCAGCAAGGCCAAGAGCCUUUUGCCUCAGCAGGUUCCUCCUCAGAGCCCUUUCCCUGCACAGAAAAUGGGAUUUUGUCCCAGUUUGGAGCCAUGGAAGAGUCAAGGGUUUUGUUGAUUAAAUUGGAUGAAUUGCA
Molecule: messenger RNA, 2565 nt
Organism: Vidua chalybeata
Lineage: Eukaryota; Metazoa; Chordata; Aves; Passeriformes; Viduidae
Gene: LRGUK
Product: leucine rich repeats and guanylate kinase domain containing
Exons: 22
Coding region: 132-2546 (804 amino acids)
Cellular component (GO): cytosol
Molecular function (GO): GMP kinase activity; protein binding
Source: RefSeq, a predicted model, not a curated record